AUGGAAGAAAACGAGCAUUUCUUUCAAGACGACUCCAAGAGCACCUGCAUGGAAAAAAUGGAGAGCACGUUUGGUUCGAAACUCUUGUUUCUGAUGCACGUGGCAUGUGGGCAGCACCUGAACCUGCCGACGCCGCGCUGGAAAUUAAAUCCGGCUUUGAAAAUAAUCAUCGGAUUGUUCGGAGGUCUCAUCUUCGUGGGUGUUGCGUUCUUCGUGGCCAUUUCCGGCUACAUCCUCGGCCAAAAUUUGCACGACUUUGAGAACACCGUCCUGCUGACCGGCGGCCUUUUCGGCUUCCUGCAGUGCUUCCUGCGCAUCGUCUACACCACAGUCAGGAAAAGGAAAAUCGAGGGAAUUGCAGAGAAGGUGCACAGAGCUUUAAACAGGCACGCACUUGGAACAGGCUCGGAAGAUUUCAACAAGAGGCUAUCCUGGACAAUCACAGCACUGCUAAUAGUUUGGUCAAGCAGCUUCGCCUUCGCAGUAAUUUCGAUAGUCACUGUGAACUUGUCGGGUGUGACUGUGAACCGAAUGCUGCACGACUUUCACGCCAACGAGACUGAUCUGGACCACACUAUGAGGGUCGAAAUGCGGCUCAGUUACAAAGCGACCGUCGCCACGACGAAAUUGAUGCAGAAUUUGGGUCUGCGUCCGUCGAUUUUGACGGUGAAAUGCGUCAUGGGCGCAUUGUUCGCCUCCUGCUACUGGGCCAUCGGACGACUCGUCGUCUCGGACGUGCUCUUCUACUCGUGGUACAGCGUAAUCGUGUACCAGUACCAGCAGCUCAUCGACUGCCUCCCAGAAGCGAUUGCGGACGGCGGCAAGAAAUUAAAAUACUGGGCGCAUUACCACGCAAAUUUGAACGAGUUGCUGCGGGAGGUCAACACAUUCACCGCUCCAGUGAUCUUGGUUUCUGUCGUUUUUACAGGAAUAAAAAUUUGCAUCUGUUCCUUUGUCAUUUUCAAGCUGCACAACAAUAUGUCGGUUUUGCCUUUCGUCGCUUUUGGACUUGCGUCGCUGCAGCAAGUUUUCAUCUACUGCGUUCUUGGCCAAGCUCUGCAGAGCAAGAUUGAAAACCUGAAUGCAAAAGCGUACAAGUGUUCGUGGCUGGAGGGGAAAGGAGGGAUGCAAGGGGCGGCUUUCAUGAUUUGCCUGGCCGGAAACGAGAGGAGUGGAUGCAAACUGCCUGGCACACCGUUUUUUCCUAUGUCCUUGCAGUUUUUCGUCUCGAUUAUUGGCGUCGUGUUCACCUACUUCAUCGUCCUUCUACAGCUCAAUUAA
Cloeon dipterum is the source of this 1281-nucleotide messenger RNA. RefSeq lists its product as uncharacterized. The record is from RefSeq and is a predicted model, not a curated record. The transcript has 7 exons. Gene Ontology annotation, cellular component: plasma membrane. The coding region runs from base 1 to 1281 and encodes 426 amino acids. Gene Ontology annotation, molecular function: odorant binding; olfactory receptor activity. Gene Ontology annotation, biological process: detection of chemical stimulus involved in sensory perception of smell; sensory perception of smell. Lineage: Eukaryota; Metazoa; Arthropoda; Insecta; Ephemeroptera; Baetidae.